GAAGCAGACACAGGUGGCGCUUGGGAGGGUGGGCGGCUGGCUGGAGUGUUUUGGGCGGCCCUGGUCAGUCUUGCCCCACACACUCUGAUAAUAAGUGUUUCCGUAUUCCCGGCAGCUUCUCCCUGUACCAAGCACCGCCACGCAGCACCAGAGACCAAUGAGUACGUAAGGUGAGCCCAGCGGUGCCACGGAGCACCAGAGAGCCAUGAGUAGUAAGGUGAGCCCAGCGGUGCCAGCCUCACUGCCUUCACAGCUUCCCCCUCCUCCUCCCUACGUAUUCCCGGCAGCUUCUCCCUGUACCAAGCACCGCCACGCAGCACCAGAGAGCCAUGAGUACAUAUGUCUGGAGUUCAAGGACAGGGCAGCAGCAGAGGAGGCAGUGAGGCAGAGGAACAAUUACAAGCUAGACAAGCAGCACACGUUUCUCUGUAAUCUCUUCACGGACUUUGAGAAAUAUGACAACAUACAUGAGGAGUUUGUCGCACCUGUCCCCGAGCCUUAUAAGAUUGGUGAUGAGUAUUUUACAUUCAUCACCAAGUGCCAGGACCCCAAGGCGUGCACGGUGCUGCUCAGGGGACCCAGCAAGGAUAUCCUGAAUGAGGUGGAGAGGAACCUUCAGGACGCCCUUGGAGUGGCCCGGAACUUGGCCCAGGAGCCCCGUCUGGUCCCUGGGGGCGGCUCGGUGGACAUGGCAGUCUCUAACUUCCUGCAGCAGAAGGCCAAGGGGGUGUCAGAGGUGAGGCAGUGGCCCUAUUCUGCUCUUGCCCAGGCCCUUAAGGAUGGAGAGCUUCGGAUACCACACGGAGUGGGGUGAAGGAGCCUUGAGGAUGCCUGAAGGAGGGGCAGUGAAGGAGGGAGGCCUAGAGAUGAAGGAAAUGCAGAAAAUUCCUGCAAUACUGAACGCUUCUCUGGUCAGACUAUCCUUCACUGAAUAUUUGGACCGAGGCUUCGAGAUACGAGCUGAGCAUCUGUUUUUUUUAGUGUUUUGAGGCAGCUUUAAUUUUUUUUUUUAGGUGUUUUUAGGUUGUUUUAAUGUUAUUUUGAGUAUUUUAGGUUUGUGGAAGGAAGGAGAAAGCUUAAAUACAGUAAUAAGGCCGAAAAAAAGGCUUAAAUUGAGAGUUUUAUCAGCCUGGCGGAUAUUAAGCUGUUUUAAGUAUUUUAAGUUACCAGAAGAGUGGAAGCUUAAAUUUAAUACUACAAUAAGCAAAAAGCUUUUUUCUUGCAUUAGGAAGAGAAAAGCUUAAUAUUAUUGAUGUUUUUUUAUCAAUUUCUUUUGAUUUUAUAUUCAGUUUAUUUAUUUGUCAUUAUUUUUAAGAUCAUUUUUUUAUUUAAGAUCAUUUUUUUCAUUUUUCCUUUUUUUCACUUCUUUGACUUAAUAUCCAGUUUAUCUAUUUAUUAUUACUUCUUAGUGUGUCUAAGUACUUGCAAGGAUCAUUUAUUUAAUUAUUAUUAUUUUUAUUUUAUUUUCUGUAUUUUUUUUUUUUAUAUAUAUAUAUAUUUUUUUUUUAUAAUGUAAACUUAUUACAUCAAUAUUCCCGUUUUCUGUUACUUGUUCAUGCCAGGGGUGACAAUAAACAUGAAGAUUA
Scylla paramamosain (green mud crab) is the source of this 1586-nucleotide messenger RNA. Its product is annotated as T-complex protein 1 subunit gamma-like. NCBI's taxonomy places the organism in Eukaryota, Metazoa, Arthropoda, Malacostraca, Decapoda, Portunidae. The transcript is spliced from 5 exons. Gene Ontology annotation, biological process: protein folding. Bases 206 to 814 code for a protein of 202 amino acids. The record is from RefSeq and is a predicted model, not a curated record. Gene Ontology annotation, cellular component: chaperonin-containing T-complex. Gene Ontology annotation, molecular function: ATP-dependent protein folding chaperone; ATP binding.